AUGUCUCUGGUCACAGAAGAGAUCAGGGCCAAGGCCUCGGAGGUCUACAAUGGCGACGAGAUCUGCCAGGCCAAAUCCAAGGAGCUGCUGAGGGAAAUCGAGCUCCCCAAUGGGCUGCUGCCACUACACAACAUCGAGGAGUGUGGGAUCGUGAGGGAGACAGGGUUCGUCUGGCUGAAGCAGAAGAAGAGCAUCACUCACAAGUUCGACAAAAUUGGGAAGCUCGUGAGCUAUGCGCCAGAGGUGACUGCUGUGGUGGAGAAGGGGAAGAUCAAGAAGCUGACCGGUGUCAAGACCAAGGAGCUUCUGCUUUGGGUAACCCUUUCUGAUAUCUACACCGACGAGCCGCCUACUGGGAAAAUCACGUUCAAGACCCCAACUGGGUUGUACAGGACUUUCCCUACUACUGCUUUUGAGGUUGAGGAACCUGCUGCUAAGGAACCGGCAGCUAAGGAGGGAGCUGCUGCUUCUGCUGCUAAGGAACCGGCGGCGAAGGAGGCUGUUGCAGUGAAGGAAGCAUGA
This is a messenger RNA of Linum tenue, 522 nucleotides long. NCBI's taxonomy places the organism in Eukaryota, Viridiplantae, Streptophyta, Magnoliopsida, Malpighiales, Linaceae. The record is from the annotation of a GenBank genome assembly.